Molecule: messenger RNA, 4697 nt
Organism: Ectocarpus sp. CCAP 1310/34
Lineage: Eukaryota; Phaeophyceae; Ectocarpales; Ectocarpaceae
Source: the annotation of a GenBank genome assembly
CCUGCCUGCGUUGCUGAGUCAACCUCGGUUGUCAUCCCGAGAGCGGCAGCAUGCCAAAGCGCCUAGCCUGCUUAGUGUGCUCCCUUUUGUCCUCCGCGACAGCGUUCCAGGCCCCUCCUCGCGUCGUGAAUGCGGCGCUAGGCAGCAGGAGCGAACAUGUCCUUGAGAGAAAGAAACAUGUUCUCGCAGCGAAGAGAGAUGUGCUGCCCGACCUUGCACAGCAAGAGUUUCCUCCCCUGCCCGAUAAGCCCUACGACUUAGUCGUCCUGGGGUCGGGGCCGGGGGGAGAGGCGGCGGCGGUGCAGGCGGCACGCCUGGGGGCCUCCGUGGCGGUGGUGGAGAUCAAGAAGAGCUUCGGAGGGCCGACGGGGCUGACGUCCAAGGCCGUGAGGGAGGCGGCCAAGCAGAUCAACCAGGCCGUCACGAACGUGGGAGGCGACAGACGAAGGCAGACGCGCAGAAUGUGGAAGCUCCGCUUUCCCGCACUUCGAGCCCAGGCUGAGGUUCUGCAGGCGGCGGAAACACGCGACCGUCUGUCCAAGAACCUGAUCGACCUCUACAUCGGAGAGGCGGAAAUCCUGCCGCAGAGCAAGAGGCCGAAGGAAGAGCGGCAGAACGGGGAGAUUGCCGUCCGAGUCUGUCGCCCCAGGGCCUGCAUCGACAUACCGGCGCACUACGUGUGUGUUGCAACGGGGUCUCGGCCUAACCGGCCACCCAAGAUGAGAUCAGGAUCGCGGCUCCCUUUCAUGAAGGGCGUGGUGGUAGACGCUACCGAGAUGGGCACGAUCACCGACCUCCCCAAUGCGUGCGCGAUCAUCGGGGGAGGCGUCAUAGCGGUGGAGUACGCCACUGUCCUCGCUGGGCUGGGGGUCGGAGUGUCCCUUCUUUGCAAAGACGAGGAAUUCAUGCCCUUCCUUUCUGAGGAGCUUCGGGUGGAGCUCAAGCAACGCAUGAUUCGGGACAAGGUUUUAUUCGUCCCUGCCCCCAUCAAGCGGAUCGACAUCGUCGCGACAAGCAACAUGGUCCUCGUACAGCUGGAGAAAAUGGAACGACAGGCAACAGCUCCCCGACGCUUGCGGGUGGACCUGGUGCUGUACAGCGGAGGGCGCGACGCCAACAGCGAGACCCUUGGAUGCGAUGCCGCGGGAGUGGACCUGGCCCGGUACGGCCGGAUCAAGGUGGAUGGGUCUUUCCGGACGUCGAACCCACGGGUGCACGCGAUCGGGGACGUGACGGGGCCCCCUGGGCUCGCGUCCUCGGCGCAGAUGGGAGGCCGUGCCGUGGCGACCUACCUGUUCAACGAUAAGAUGCAGAAGCUGAAGCAGUUCAUGCUGGAGACCUGCACCGAGAUGGAGGAUGUCGUGGACGACCCCUUCUUCGCAGCAGAAGCCGAAUCUGCCUCGGGCGCUCAGCGCACGAGCGAGCAGCUGCAGCAGUAUGAGCAGACCGCCAUGCUUGGCAGCGAUGAUUCGAUGGCCGACGCGGCGGGGAGAGCGGAGGGGGAGUCGCUGUUCAAGAGGGUGGCUGGGGCGCCGCUGACUCUGUGGACGAUCCCAGAGAUCUCGUCGGCGGGUCUGACGGAGGAGCAGGCGGUCGCCGAGGGGAUGAGGAAGGCGUCGCAAGGGGGCUCCAUGGUGACAGGAUACGCGUAUUUCAAGGACAUCGCGAGGGGAAGGCUAAGCGGAGGGGACGCGGCGGGAUUCCUUAAGCUGGUGGCCAGGGCGGACGGGCCGACUCGGCACGUCGUCGUCGGCGUGCAGAUCAUCGGGGAGGGGGCCAACGAGCUGAUCCAGAUGGGCAGCAUCCUCAUCCAGAGCAAGUCUUCCCUGGAGGAGGUGUCGAACACACCCUUCGCAGCUGUAACGCUGAGCGCGUUGUACCAGGUGGCCGCAGACGACGGUCUGUGCAACAGCCCCUACAACAUGCAGCGCCAUCCCAUGCGGACUAAGGCUUACGAGUAGAGAUGAAAACCGUCACGUGUUGAUUGUCGGGAGUGAAGCUUGUCCGGCGCCUCUGGAUUCCCUUCUCUUGACAUUGGUGAGAGUGUUUUUGUUUGCUUGAUGGUAUUGUAAACAUGAAAUAGGCUAGAAAGGCGCUACAUGGGUGGGUAAAGAAGCGCCUGUUUGAAACGGGUACGCCACCUGUGGGAAGUAGUUCUAGAGGAAACAAAGGCGUCGAGAAAGGGCCAGUAGCUAUAGCAUAUAGCAUCCUGCGGGGUACGUGUAGAGCUCACGCUGUGAAAGGGCGUUGUGGGUCGGCGGCUUAUUGUCGGCCUCCACAACGAGGAGGUUAUAAGUUCUUGCAGUGAACGUUCGUUAGUCCCUCUCCCAGGCGUGGCAAUAGACUGUUUACGCAGGACACCUUUGUAGAUGUAAAGGGGCGGAUUGACGUUUUCAUGAAAAUUGAAAGCCUGGAAUGGAGUGAGUUACUGCUGGAGGUCUUGGUGAAUAGGCGAACUUUCCGAGAACGUGUCCACAGGGUGCACGGGGCAACACAACCGUUUCAUUUACACUAAAGCAUGAUCAGAGGGUAGUGCGAAGAGCAAAGCAAAUAUCAAAUGAAGAACGUACGGUGCCCGUCACGAUUGCGACGAGAACACCUCCGGGAAUCCUUGGCAUGGCUUCGUGUGUGCCUCGAGCAUGCGUGCUUUUGGCCACGUCCUCUGUGGUUGGGGUGAAGAAGCGCUACGUUUCUCGUAGCAGGUUCCGGUGUUGAGAAUAACAACGUCGGUCGGGGAUGCGUCCUUGUGUCCUCGGGAGAUGUGCGAACAACUUUGCCAAGUCCACUCUUUUUGUUCUUGUUUUCGCCCGUUGCCGUCAUUUCGUGUUGCUCGGUUGUGCUUACUCUUUGUCUUUUAACAACACAUAAACUUCCGUAGAGUUCUCUCUACUAUUAACUUGCAAUGGCGGCAUUGUGCAUGGCUUUUUGCUGUUUAGGAUAUCCAUCGCUGCUGUGCAGUCGGCUCUGUAGUCUGUGAAUAUGCCACCGUGUCCAAGGUCACGGUUUCACGAUGGGCUGCCUGGCUGUGUGUCGUAGCUCCGAACAGUCCGGCGGCUCGUAGCGCUGAGCUCAUUGGUGGAGGCGUCUGUGUUAGGAACCAGUGGUUCAAAUCGGCUAUAUCUACAAUGUUGGACCCAGGUCUCCGCAUAGCGUUCACUACUGUAGUUUGAGGGGGCAGCCAGGCAACGGGAUUCAAAUUGAGGCCGCGGUUACGGCAGUAACCCCGGGCAAAGUAGUACGAGUUGCUCCGUACCGUAGAUGCCUUGUUGGUAGCAAGCGCCCCCUGGAUCCUUGCUCAAUGCGGCAGCGAUUGGCGGUAAAGGCCAAAGGGAGACUCAAGUUUGUUGCUAAUCCAAACGUGUUGUUGGCAUGCUCCAACUAUAUCUGACGACGACGCAGCUCUCGGGUCGAGUCAGUCUACGGGCAUCACGCACAUUCGGCUUAUCUGCUCCGCCACCUCGAGCACUUGAUCCGCGACGGUUCUCUUUGCUGCAAUCAUGGCGGAUUCGCUUUUGCCAUAGUCGGCACAGACAGCAGUUUCUUGAAAAUGUCUGUCUGGUCCCUCCUCCUGCGGCAACGCUGCCAGAUUCGCCCCGGGCGAGCCAGGCACAAGUGGUGCCGUGAAGGCCCUCAACGUGGUGGGUGCAAAAUGCGCGGAAAACACACCUCGCCGGACUUCAAACACACAGAAUCGCCGAUAGUUUUCUUCAAGGUUAACACCUACCGGCAUACCAGAAGGUGCGUGAAACUGCUGUUUUGAGACUCGCUGCUGUAUUAUUGUGGUGGUAUGAGGUGACCGGCUACCCUGUUGAUAGGGCCGUUUUAAACGGACCGACUUUUUGUCAAAAUUUUUGAAAGUGUCAAAAAAAUGGAACCUGUAUGUAGGCGUUUGUCCAUUUUUUUCAAAAAUAUUUGGAACGAAGUUGGGCGCGAAAACUUUGCUCCACUUCGUUCCAACUUUUUGACAACCCUCUCAAAGUAUUUGGAGCACUUUCCAAAGUACCCUUGCAGAGGCACGCGAGGGCUGCUGCGUCUGCACCACGAGUGCCCCUCACCGUAGAAAGUCAGCUAGGGUUGUGUGUGAGUCAUCUGUCGCUGUCGCUAUUGCUAUCGUCGCUGUUGCCAACGUUGACGAUGCUGUCUGCUGUUGCUGUGUCGUCCGAGAAACGGCGGUCCGCCAUGAUGGCUUGCAGUUGUUGCUUCGCGUCCGCCGCUUUGUUUUUUCCUUUUCCCGGGGGGGUAGGAGCAGUGGUUGCCACCCCUCGCCGGCGGCCUGCUCCACCCUCGCUCUGAGUGUUGGUGGCGGCAGCGCCUCCCGUGGUAACAUGAGUGUUCCCCGAGAUGCCAGGCAGCAGCACUAUCUUGCUGGAGAGCAAGCCUCCACCGCCUACGGCGGCACCGAGAGAGCCCGUCUGCUGGAAUUUCGCCGGGGUUUUGGUCUGCCGGCCACGCUGGGUGGUCGUGAUAUCCAUGUCGGUGUCCAUGAUGUCGUGUUUUCCGCGGUUUGUGUUGUGUCGUGUGUGUUGUCUCGAAGUGAGCGCUACAACUCACGGACGGCGUCAUUUUUUUUGACACAAGUUGCACAAGUCCACGUCACACGUUUAAAAUGACUGCACACAGGUUCCAAGUUUUUGAAAGACAAAUGUCGAAAAUUUUGACAAAAACGUCGGUCCGUUUAAAACGGCCGAUAGCAGAUG